Molecule: messenger RNA, 1072 nt
Organism: Corythoichthys intestinalis (scribbled pipefish)
Lineage: Eukaryota; Metazoa; Chordata; Actinopteri; Syngnathiformes; Syngnathidae
Product: zinc metalloprotease ZmpB-like
Exons: 6
Coding region: 224-952 (242 amino acids)
Source: RefSeq, a predicted model, not a curated record
CCGUCAACCCAGCAGAUGGCGGUGUAGGUUCACUCGGAAGCGCUUUCUCUUGCUCUACACGGGACUUGUGGUUCUUUCGUGUUCCCACCUCCUAACCAAACGAGCUCCUUCAAAGUAUUCUCAUCGGGCCAACCCAAUCAAGAACAUUAAGCUAAACAGUAGGGACGUGGAAGAUGAGGAGAGGAAAUCCAGGCCACGACGAGCAACUGGAAAACAAAAGAGAAUGAGGUGUCCUCCAGACGUCACUAUUAAAGACCUUCAUCCUAAGAAGCAAGAUCCACUCCAUGUUAAACAGGAGGAGUUGGAGAUGCCGUACAUUAAACAGGAGGAGGAGCCAGAGACCCCCAGCAUUACAGAAGGGCAAGAUGAAAUCCCCAAGUUUCCAAUGAUUGUCAGUGUAAAGAGUGAAGACGACGAAGGUCCAAGCAAAGAGAGCAGAGCAGCAAAACCUGCGAGCGACAGCUACUUUCAACACCUGACAGCAAAAGGAGGGGGACAAUCGCAACCUGAAGACGUCAUGGUGGAAGACCUUCACCCGGAGAAGCAUGUUCCACCCAAUGUUAAACAGGAGGAGUCGGAGAUGCCGUGCAUCAAACAGGAGGCUGAGCCAGAGACCCCCAGUGUUAAAGAAGAACAGGAAGAUGAAAUCCCCAAGUUUCCAACGACUGUUAGUGUGAAGAGUGAAGAAGAUGAAGGUCCAAGUAAAGAGAGCAGAGCAGCGAAACUAGCAAGCAGUAGCUUGUUUCAACACCUGCCAGCUAAAGUGUCACUAUGGGUCAUGGGGAGGGAUGGCCGCUUGAGGACAGCCCAGCUAUCCCCUGUCCACCUGCUUGAUCAGGACGUCAAACAUCACAGAAGGCAGGUCACUCCUCACGAGCUCCACGACGAUCUCCAUGUUCUCCUGCUGAGCAAGGUCUUGGUUGGCCUGGACCUUCCUGGCCAGACGUCAUAGUGGAAGACCUUCACCCGAAGAAGCACGAUCCCCCUAACGUUAAACAGGAGGAGUCAGAGAUGUCGUACAUCCAACAGGAGGCGGAGCCAGAGACCCCCAGCAUGAAAGAAGAACAGGAAG